AUGGAAUUGUCUCGCAACCCACUUCAAUGGUCAGCUCAGUUCGGUCCUUCUCUUACGAACAGCUUUGAUCAACGACGUUUCAUUGAUAAGGAAACAAAGAAUCCCGAAGGACCUUCUCGUCUACGAAGUCCGAUUCCACCAGAUCCUGGUUUUGGUACAGAUGAUCGUCCAAGAUGUGAUUUCCGUACUUCUAUACAUCUUCGUGGAUCAGACGCAAAGGCUAUCUAUAAACGAGCCAUUUCAAGUGCUGGUGCUCCAUAUCUCUACAACAUUCGAUAUCCGAAUAUGCCCUAUACUCGAACAGGAGAUUUGCCGAAAAAUCAAUUGAACGAAAAUGUCAAACGACUUCGACGAAUUAUGCGCGAAACACAAAAACGGCACAAGGAAAAAGAAGAAAAAUCGAAACCGAUACAUGCAAAAGAACUUUGGCAAUCGAAACAGUACAAUCAUGUCCAAUCGAAAGUGAAACAAAGACUCCAAAAAGAUGAUGAACGGCCACGUUCUCGUCCACAAUCAGCGCAAGGCCGUUUUCUUCGAGCACAUGAGAAUACAGGACCGAAAGUUCUUCGAUCUCAAUCGGUUAGCAGUGCUCGUCCGGAACAAACCAACUCGUCUGAAAAUCUUGCAAAAACUGCACCUAUUGAUAAUAAAACAAAGGCAAACUUUGUAAAAAUCAAUUCAGAUUACGUAACAACACUUCCAAAAACACGCAAAGCUGUCAGUGCAGAAGCAGUCGAAGAAUCUCGAGAGAAGCAGGAGAAAAGACUUCAGAAAUAUCAAGAAAAACAAAAGGGCCGUGUGCCAAAUUAUAUCGAGAAAAUGAAAGAAAAACGCGAUCAAGACAUGGACGAGGCACUUGCCAACACACCUGAUCCGGAGUGUCCUCGAGGUCAUAUAAAACUUGAUAAUCAACAACGUCAAUCGAAGUUACAGCAACUUCGAUCGACUCGAUCUGAUCUCGAGCAAAAACUUCAUCAACUACCAUUACGUAAUGAUUCGUUAAAAAUUCGCCAAACGAAAGAAGACAUCGAAAAGAAACUUGUUGAACUAGACGAAGCCAUCGAAAUCUUCUCCAAACCGAAAGUCUUCGUGAACACCAACGAAUAA
This is a messenger RNA of Adineta ricciae, 1107 nucleotides long. Lineage: Eukaryota; Metazoa; Rotifera; Eurotatoria; Adinetida; Adinetidae. The record is from the annotation of a GenBank genome assembly.